AAAGAAUAGCUCUGUUGAUCAUCCUCGCGAAUAUUUUUGUUCGUAUUUUUUAUUUUAUUUUUAGACUUCUACUUCACCUUUUUAUUCUGCUAUCAUGGAAAACAACGCAUUCCACUUUGUGAAUGAUAAUGAUGAUAAUAAUCUUGAAUCUUCAGACAUCAUUUUCUACGUUAUAGAUGAACUUGGCUUGACACCAAACAAUGAUGAAUCCUCCGUUGUAGAUAAUGACGAUGAGUCCUACAACAUGAGUUUACACAUAAUAGAUGAGAUUGAAUCGCAAGAACAACAACAACAACAACAACAACAACAACAACAACAACAACAACAACAACCACAACAACAACAAGCAUUUCAAGUUGUAGACGAUGUUGAACAAUCGACUGGCCGUUUUAACCUAAUCCAGCGAGCUGUUUCCUUUAAAAUUAACCCCGUUCCGGAGAACAUUCAUCCCGUGAAUUGGAUACGCAACGGAAUAACCUCAAUUGUUCAACAUUCAUUGGAGGGACUCAAUCCGGAGGAUCGCGUCGGUUUUUCGUUUUCUGGUAGUGAACUUGUUCGCGGUGAAGCCUGGGCACGCUUCAAACCAAGGCAUUCAGUGUCCGCUGAUGAGGUGCUCGAUUUGGUGCAAUCAGUAUACCAAUCUAAUUCGGCUGGUGUGAACACUGAAACUUUUCAGAUAAAAGUGACGGUUAUUAAGAUGCCGGUGGGUAUGGGGCGUGCCCAGAAAACAAAAUAUAAUAGUUUCGAAGAAGAAUGUGCUGCAAGAAGAGGUAUUAUUGUUAUAAAAAAUUCAGAUAAUCUUUGCCUGCCACGGGCACUUGUUGUGUUAAUCGCGAAACUGACCAGUGAUCCACAAUUCGUACAGGUUCGCCGGGACAUUGGACAAAUACAAGGAAUACGAGCUAUGGAACUGUGCCAGAGAGCGGGUGUUGAUAUUCCCGCAGAGGGUGCCGGGAUUCAGGAGUUGCAGGCAUUCCAAAGGGUUUUAUCCGAAUACAGAAUUACUGUGUUCAAGUACGGUGCCGGUGGACGAGAGGUGAUUUUUAAAGGACAAAGUGAAGGACCAACCCUUAAUUUGCUACUCCACAAAGAACAUUACAACGCGAUUGUAUCGUUAACCUCUGCGUUUUCCUGUGAUUACUACUGCGAAGAAUGUAAUCUUCCCUACAAUACACGCGUCAACCAUCGUUGCAAUGGGAUUUGUCCGUGCUGUCGUGAAUCACCACGGUGCGAGGCUGAGGAGAAAAUAGAGUGUGUGGAUUGUCAUCGUCACUUCAGGAGCCGGAAAUGUUUGGAAAAUCAUCUACGGAUUAAGAAGACAUCCAACGUGUGUGCCGACUUGCGAUUGUGUCAAAGGUGCUUUAAAACUGUCGAUGGAAAACGUAGGCAUGAAUGUGGUGAAAUUUUUUGUAAGAUCUGUAAAAAACACCAUCAGAUAAAUCAACAGUGUUAUAUUCAGCCAAACACAAAGGAACCCUGCCUUACUGAUUUAUUAUUCAUAUUUUACGAUUUGGAAACACGACAGGACACCAUUCAGACCGACGGCAGUGCAGUGCAUGAAACCACAUUGUGUGUGUUUAAAUUGUGUUGUUCCAACUGUUUAGAUACGGAAGUGGAAUUUUGUGAAAAAUGCGGCGUAAGGACCCACGUAAUUAUCAACAACCCUAUUGAAAAUUUUAUGAACUUUGUGUUGAAUCAAAGGAAAAUUUUCAAAAGAGUGACAGUGAUUGCACAUAACGGUCAAGCAUUCGACCAUCAGUUCAUCCUGAACUAUAUUCUCACCAAAACGGACAUCAAGCCAAACUUAAUUAUGCGGGGGACAAAAAUUAUUUUGGCUGAGGUGGGAAAUGUGCGAUUUUUGGACUCGCUAAAUUAUUUUCCAAUGGCUCUGGCAAAGUUACCUAAAGCUUUCGGCCUUGCUGGAAACUUUAAGAAGGGUUAUUUUCCACACUUGUUUAACACCCUGGAAAAUCAGCAAUACGUGGGUCCUUUACCAUCUGCUGAAUUUUACGGUCCGAAUCAGAUGAAGCCCGAGGACCGACAUACGUUUUUAAACUGGCAUCAAGAGCAUCAGAAUGAUGUUUUUAAUUUCCAGGAGGAAAUCGUGGCAUAUUGCAAGUCGGACGUUGAAAUACUAAUGAGAGCCUGUCUUUCAUUUAGGUCGAUGCUUCUUAACGAGUGUAAGGUUUGUCCAUUCACCGAAGCAACAACAAUAGCAUCAGCGUGUAAUAAGGUGUUUGCACGAAACUAUCUGGAAGCCGAUACAAUCGCCGUUAUUCCCCGUGGUGGUUACCGAUUGGCUGAUAAUCAAUCGGUUAUCGCUUUACAAUGGUUGUUGUGGGAGGAGAACGUACGAGGAAUCACCAUACACCACGCCGGUACAGGUCGAGAACACCUAGUAGGAGGAGGACUCAAAGUUGACGGUUUUAACGAGGAGCAGCGUCAGGUAUUCGAGUUUCACGGUUGUUACUUCCAUGGAUGCACCAGCUGUUUCAAAUUUCACCGAGACACAUCGAUUGGAGGAGGUAAAAUGGAUACCAUGCGAAAUCGUUACGAGGCCACCACCAUUAAAACGACUCGACUUCGCAACCUGGGAUUUGAAGUCAUCGAAAUGUGGGAAUGUAACUUCCGCGCAUUAUUAAAACAGAGUUGUGAAGUGCGUGAUUUUGUCGAAAACCAUCCCGUGUUGGCAACAACACCAUUGAAUCCUCGUGACGGUUUUUAUGGAGGUCGAACCGGAAACACUGUUACAUACUACAAAUGUAACGAGGGUGAGCGCAUCAAAUACAUCGAUGUAUGUUCGUUGUACCUUUUUGUGUGCAAGUACGGCCGAUUUCCUCUAGGACACCCCACAAUUUAUGUAGGAUCUGCAGCCCGGGACAUUGAUUUAUCCACCGUAGAUGGCAUGGUGAAAUGUAAAAUUUUACCACCCGCGCAGUUGUACCACCCCGUUCUCCCUGUCAGGAUGAAGGGAAAGUUAAUGUUCGCCCUUUGCAACAGCUGUGGUGAAAGUUCACAGCAGCGUGAGUGUUGCCAUACAGAGGAAGAACGAUUGUUCACAGGGACAUGGGUAAUUGCAGAAGUCGUGAAAGCAUUGGAAAAAGGCUACAGGAUUGUGGAAGUGUUUGAAGUGUGGACCUACGAAACGCGUCAAUACAACCAUGCGGCGGGUCAGCAGGGUUUAUUCACAGAAAUGAUGAAUAAAUUCAUCAAAAUUAAACAGGAAGCCUCCGGCUGGCCCGCGGAUUGCAUAAACGAUGUGGUGAAACAACAACAAUAUCUGGUGGAUUUUGAAGAAGCUGAAAAAGUGAAGCUAACACCGGAACGCAUCGAAAAUAACCCUGGUCUUCGAUCCCUCGCCAAAUUAAUGUUGAAUUCGUUCUGGGGAAAGUUUGGACAACGUGAAAACCAACCACAAACGACCAUCGUCAACGAUCCUCAGGAAUGCUUUGAUCUCCUUGCGCAUCCGUCGAAGAAUGUCAACAGUAUAACUCCUGUGAAUGAACAAACUGUUGUAAUCAACUGGGAGUACGCCGACGAGGCUGUGGAAUCUCUGCCUACUGUGAAUGUGGUAAUUGCAGCUUUUGUUACAGCACAGGCCCGUUUGAAGUUGUACGAAUAUCUAGAGAUGUUGGAUACACGAGUUUUAUACUACGACACCGAUUCCGUUAUCUAUGUGUCAAGCAGCCAUUUUCCAGAUCCCCCGACUGGAAAAUUCAUUGGGGACAUGACCGAUGAGCUGGAGGCUUACGGUAUCGGUUCCUACAUCACGGAAUUUGUUUCGGGCGGGCCGAAAAAUUACGCAUACUCGGUGUGGUCAACGACGAAGCAGUGUAUCGAACAUGUUUGUAAGGUGAAAGGGAUCGCCUUAACAUACAGUGCUUCUCGGCUGAUUAAUUUUGAGAAAAUUAAACAAAUGGUUCUAGAAAAAACAGAUCCCAUUCAUUUGACGUCGAUGAACUUUGUGCGGACAAAAGAUCAUCGUGUAGUAACCAAAGAGGAGACAAAGACCUACAGAACGAAUUCAACGAAGAGACUCUUCAUGGAUGACAACAGUUCUCGGCCAUUCGGGUACAAGGUCCCUAGGAACUAA
Molecule: messenger RNA, 4093 nt
Organism: Aethina tumida (small hive beetle)
Lineage: Eukaryota; Metazoa; Arthropoda; Insecta; Coleoptera; Nitidulidae
Exons: 3
Coding region: 95-4093 (1332 amino acids)
Biological process (GO): DNA replication
Molecular function (GO): DNA binding; DNA-directed DNA polymerase activity; nucleotide binding
Source: RefSeq, a predicted model, not a curated record